AUGGGCCUCUAUCAUGUCGAUACUCCCCUCACCAACUUUCGCCUCUUCUACAAGCUCCCUCAAGAGAUCCGCGACAUGAUAUGGAAAGCAGCAGCCGAAGAGGAAGAGCCCCGGGCAGUCCUUCUCUUCAGCAAGCCGCAGUUGUGCCGCCCAGUCGAGUUCUGUGCCGCAUACGCAAAUCCAGGGCUCUUACACGCGUGUACCGGCUCAAGAAAGGCAGCAAUACGCAAGCAUCCCCAGCAUCUCGGCGCUCUCCUCUCCAACGCAACACACCCUCUGGCUACUCCGAUCUAUUUCGAUAAUAAGAGGGACACGCUUGUACUCGCCAACGAAGCAACCAGGGCCCUUUUGGCUUCGCUGAAAUAUGAUCACCGUCUCUCCCCCGAGGCAAAGUCGAGCCUAUCAUAUACGGAUAUGUGGAACUGCUUCUGCGACAUCCGAUCAGUUGUUGUUUUCGGAAACAAAUUGCACUCGGCAGAGGCACUGUCUAGUUCCCAAGAGGAGACAACUGGGAGGAACAGGAUCAUUCUUGCGGCUCGGCACUUACUCGAGGGAAGAAGCGAAGGAUCCAAAAUCAAAUCUUGGCCCAGGGACAUCCAUAUCAGCCAUGGUGCAAAUUUCUGGUCCCAAAUGAAACUUGCAUCGAUUUUAAGAUUAUCGAAUAAGUGGGAGCUGGUGGCAAAGCUGCAAUCCAACCCUUACAUCCAUUAUGAGAGGAUUGGAGGUGGUGGCAGGCUUCUUGUUGUUGGGCAGUUGGUAGGUAUAGAGCGGCGGCGGUUGGACCGCAGGGAAGAGAUGACCGACCACCAUAUUCAGUAA
Drepanopeziza brunnea f. sp. 'multigermtubi' MB_m1 is the source of this 819-nucleotide messenger RNA. RefSeq lists its product as uncharacterized. The record is from RefSeq and is a predicted model, not a curated record. Lineage: Eukaryota; Fungi; Ascomycota; Leotiomycetes; Helotiales; Drepanopezizaceae.